AUAUAUAUAUAUAUAUGGUCUGUUCUAAGACUCUGAAGGAGGGCAACUGUAAAACAAAAGUUCUCUCUUCAUCUUCAAAUUGUUUGUUUAGAGAGAGAACAUGGAGAGGAGGGCAUGGCUAAGGGGUAUGUGGGAGAUGGUGAAGGAGAUGUUUUGCCAAAAGCUACUCACUUGCCAUCUUCCUUCUUCUCUUGUUCUACCAAACCAUUUAUCUGCUCUUACCAUCAUCGUCACCGGCGCGACGAGCGGUAUUGGUCUUGAGACGGCAAGGGAACUCGCUAAGGCAGGGGCCCACGUUAUCAUGGCUUGCAGGAACACCAAGGCUGCAAAUGAUAUCGCACGUCAGUGGAGGUUGGAGGUGCACAAUAGCAGGUCUCUUAAGGUUGAGGUCAUGGAGUUGGACCUCCUCUCGCUCGCCUCCGUCCGGCGGUUCGCCGGCGUCUGGGAGCAACGAGCAAUGCCCCUGCAUGUUCUGAUCAACAAUGCCGGAGUCUUACUCAUGGGAGAGCCACAACGAUUUUCCAAUGAUGGUCUUGAGCAACACAUUCAAGUAAACCAUGUCGCACCGGCUCUGUUGACGCUUCUUCUCUUACCAUCUCUACUCAGAGCUCAGGCUUCUCGGAUUAUUAAUGUUAAUUCUGUGGCUCAUCAUUGUGCAGUGGUGGAGCCCAAAUACUGGAACAGCAAGAUUAACGAGUGCAGGUUCAGUGGCAUCAAGGCAUAUGGGGCCAGCAAACUUGCACAUCUCAUGUUUCUAAAGAUCUUAGCUAACAAACUUUUAGAACAAAAAAUUAGGGCUUCCAUUCAAUGCAUAGCUGUACAUCCAGGAAUUGUCACUACUAACUUGGUUCCUGGUGUCAAGAAGAAAUCUUUCUGGAUGUUUGACCCUACUGAGGGGGCAAGGAGUGUCCUCUUCUGCGCAACAAGCGAUGACGUGGCCAGAAACCUGGAAAAGGGUUUUGCAUACUACUCAUGUAACUGCAAGCCAGGAAGAGUGUCACCCCAUGCAGCUGAUAUGGAUUCAUGCUUAGAUGUCUGGCAGAAGACACUGGACAUUUUGCAAUUUAAUGGUGAUUAUCUUUCCCAUGUCAUCAAUUAAGCAUACGAUAGACUCAACUAAUUAAAAUGUAUAUUUUCUUUAA
Molecule: messenger RNA, 1142 nt
Organism: Nelumbo nucifera (sacred lotus)
Lineage: Eukaryota; Viridiplantae; Streptophyta; Magnoliopsida; Proteales; Nelumbonaceae
Product: dehydrogenase/reductase SDR family member FEY-like
Source: RefSeq, a predicted model, not a curated record